Molecule: messenger RNA, 1504 nt
Organism: Rosa chinensis
Lineage: Eukaryota; Viridiplantae; Streptophyta; Magnoliopsida; Rosales; Rosaceae
Product: BES1/BZR1 homolog protein 4
Exons: 3
Coding region: 370-1347 (325 amino acids)
Biological process (GO): DNA-templated transcription; brassinosteroid mediated signaling pathway
Molecular function (GO): DNA-binding transcription factor activity
Source: RefSeq, a predicted model, not a curated record
CUCUCUCAUUUCAUACAAAGCACCCGUUUCACUCUCUCAUUUUUUUUCCCGGGGUUUCAUCAAAAGUAAAAAAAAAAGCCAUUUCUCCUUUCCGAUUUCAACACCUCAAUCCGACCCGCUCUCUCCACCGUAACCCGGCCCGCUUCCCUCACAGAUCCGAUCGGAUUCGAUCACCAAACCUCUUCGCCAACCGCAAAAUUCCCCGAUCGGUAUCCAAUUCACUCGGAACUACUCCAUUCAUCAGCUCGAAGCAACAAACGACGUCGUCACUCCGGAGCUUCCAGCUGGUUUCCAAGCCUUCCAAUUAAUCGCUUCUUAGAAUCUCAGCUUCUUCUGUAAAGCGCGGUCGUUUUGGUACCGGCGGGAAAGAUGACGUCAGGCACGCGGCUGCCGAGCUGGAAGGAGAGAGAGAACAACAAGAGGAGGGAGAGAAGGCGAAGGGCUAUAGCGGCGAAGAUCUUCGCCGGACUCAGAAUGUACGGCAACUUUAAGCUCCCCAAGCACUGCGACAACAACGAGGUCCUCAAAGCUCUCUGCAACGAGGCCGGUUGGACCGUCGAGCUCGACGGCACCACGUACCGCAAGGGAUGCAAGCCUGUUGAACGCAAGGACAUUGUGGACGGAUCAACAGCUGCUAGCCCAUGCUCAUCUUACCACCCAAGUAACUAUGCUUCCUACAAUCCAAGCCCUGGCUCAUCCUCCUUCCCUAGCCCAGCAUCAUCUUCCUAUGCUGCUAAUCAGAAUGUUGAAGGAAGUUCCCUUAUCCCAUGGCUAAAACAUCUCUCAUCCGGAUCCUCUUCAGCCUCCUCUUCCAAGCUACCAAAUAUUUACAUCCAUGGUGGUUCUAUCAGUGCUCCUGUCACUCCUCCAUUGAGCUCUCCAACUGCCAGAACACCCCGAAUGAACACGGACUGGGACGAACAGUCUGCCCGCCCAGGAUGGGGUGGGCAGCAGUACUCCUUCCUGCCAUCUUCUACUCCACCAAGCCCUGGCCGGCAGAUUAUUCCUGAUCCCGAAUGGUUUUCUGGGCUUCGGAUUCCCCAUGGACCAACUUCUCCAACAUUUAGCCUUGUCUCUUCAAACCCAUUUGGGUUCAAGGAAGAGGCUUUAGCCGGUGGAGGCUCUCGAAUGUGGACUCCUGGACAGAGUGGGACAUGCUCUCCUGCCAUUGCAGCAGGCUCUGAUCACACUGCGGACAUUCCAAUGUCUGAGGUGAUUUCUGACGAGUUUGCAUUUGGAUCAUGCAACACAGCAGGGCUGGUUAAGGCAUGGGAAGGCGAGAGGAUUCAUGAAGAAUCCGGAUCUGAUGAUUUAGAGCUCACUCUUGGGUGCUCAAAAACCAGGUAAACGAUUGGACAAAGUGAACUUGAACCAUAUUAUGUUAUGGUGCUUGUAAAGAGGAGCUCGAAGUGAGAGAUCACUAGUUAUUGUAUGAAACUAUGAACAUUGAGUUCUUGUUUGUGCUAAUCAAGGUGAGCACCACGUGGUUGCUCUGUUUCAAUUU